This is a messenger RNA of Dendronephthya gigantea, 2427 nucleotides long. RefSeq lists its product as uncharacterized. The record is from RefSeq and is a predicted model, not a curated record. The transcript is spliced from 5 exons. The coding region runs from base 1 to 1983 and encodes 660 amino acids. NCBI's taxonomy places the organism in Eukaryota, Metazoa, Cnidaria, Anthozoa, Malacalcyonacea, Nephtheidae. Gene Ontology annotation, molecular function: ubiquitin-protein transferase activity.
AUGUCUGCCAGCCACGUGCCUGUCAUAGAGAAAAUACUGAGCGAAAUAGGAUUGCAAGCUGUUAUCGAACACUUUGCCGAGAAGAUCGAACACAAAGCCGAGAAGAUCGACGAAAAAAUUGCAGUAACGCUAAAUGACGAUCAAUUGAUUCGUCUGGGGGUGGCAACAAUCGGCGACAGAGCAAGAUUUCGCCAGUUAUGUCGCCAGCAUGGUUCAGAUUCAGCUGUCCCGCAAGUUGAAGCCUGCGAAGGAAGUUCUUCUGCACAACGAAGCCGUGCCUACAGGGAACGAGCGCUUCUUUUUAACUCAAGAAGCUCAAGAAGAUCCCAGUCUCAGCCUACAAAUGCCGCAAAGAAGAAAGAAAAAAAGCGAACUUGGACCGCUACGUUUGUAUGCUUGGCGGAUAGGCUCGCAGUCAAAGUUCCUACCUCUUCAGAAAAGCAAAUUUUGCAGAAAGCAGGUCUUGGCAUUAAAAGAAUAAAGUUCGAAGCCGACUACGACGAGAAAGCUGUUCUGGAAACUAUUACUUCAUCCGAAGUAAACAGCGAGACCGGCCAAACAAUUGGAUUUCCAAAACUGAAAGAAUGUGGCGGCUUUGAGCUAAUGAAUUGUAUAGCGAACUGCAGAAAUCUAAGCACUCUUGAUUGUUCGUGGUCCGUAAAGAGCCUUAAAGCAAAUAUUGGUGGACAAUCACGUAUAUAUUUGAGACCAAUUCAAAAAGAUCUGUGCACUCAAUCUUUAACCGAGGAAACGCCGUGCGAAAUCAAAGAAAAGUGUAACGUUUGUGGCCAAGACGUAUUAGUUCGGAAUUUGCGCACGCACGUUUAUAUGUGUGCCGAAGCGGAAAUUAUUCGCAGCGAUUCAGAAAGUGAAGAAGAGUUGCCAAGUUCUUUCCAAGUGAAUCCCCGUCCUCAGCCGCCAGAAGGGAGUUCAAGCAGUGGUAAUCCGGGGACAAGUUUAGCUACUGAUUCUGAGCAUUCGGAAAUUCAAAACUCUGACGUUCAAGAUGUCGCAGAAGAAUCUGUUGAAAGUCUCAUUUCCGAGAUCGUAGAAUAUUGUAAAUCACAAGAAGUAGUUGAUCCUGUUGAAAUUCUGAGGUACUACCAAAGAAAAUUUGUGCUUGGCAGAGAACUUGAAAUUGCCAAUCCAGAUGAAAUCUGUGAAGGAGCAACGAGUUACAUUUUAGUUGACAGAGGAAAUAUUCUGACAACCUCUUUUGAUGAAAUAAAAGAAAUCUCAAACUUAAGGUUAACUCUGCAAGUCAAUUUCUAUGGAGAGUGUGCAGAAGACUAUGGCGGGCCACGCAAAGAAUUUUUUCGCCUGGUUCUGAAUGCCAUUAAGAGCAAGUAUUUCAACAAUGGUUUGAAAAGCCACAUAUCAGAAGAUUAUGAAGUUGUUGGCACCAUCAUGGGUCUUAGCAUUCUCCAAAAUGGGAAAAUUCCAACAUUUCUCAGUGAUGAGGUGCUCGAUGAAUUAUUUGGCAGCCAAGAUCCACAACCAUGUAUUAAACACAUGAGAGAAGGAUUAUCUAAAUUGGGAUUGGUUCAGAUUGUACAGCAGCUACCUAUUAUGAAAAACCUGUUCCAUCACAAGGAAGAAGUGUUAACAGUGAAAAGACUAAUCAAUCUGUUUAAACCAACAUUCAGUGAGGAAGGAUCAAAUAAUCGUAUACUGGAGAAAUCUAUAUAUGCAGUCUUUUUGAAGUACAUUCGAGAAGUUGCAAGUGGCAGACGAGGCAGGUUGUCUCUUUCAAAUAUAUUAGAGUUUGGUACUUGUGCUGAUCAGGAGCCUAUACUUGGUUUUUGUUUGCAUCCGACAUUGAAAUUUUUUGAAGUUACCACUACUUUCAUCCCAACUGCCAAUACAUGUACCAAUUGUAUUAACCUCCCACGACCAACCGUAAAUAUACCACUUCCUGGUUCUGAGGAACUGUUCAAUCUGUUUGAUUAUGCUUUUAUGAACACAUAUUUUGGAAAUAUGUAGGUUCUUAAUGUUCUUUGUUAUACAUAUUGAAUGAUAAACCGAUUGAAUGAACAGAGGGCAUUUGAUGUUUGCGUUUUGUUACGAAACUUUAAAUAUACACCCUGUUGAGUAAUUUUGUUUUGUUAAAGAAAACAUUCCAUGUUGCGUUGUGGAUUAUUGAAAAAACGCAGCAUAAGUAAAUAUUUGAAUGUGCGAAAAUAUGACCAUGGUGAAUAGAUGUAUUUUAAAUGUCGGAAUGGUAAUGAGAGCAUACAGUAUUUAUUUGUAAUAGAUCAAGAUAUAAAAACAAAAAAAAAUCAAUGUGUUUUUCUCAAAAUACGUAUUUUUCAGUAGGGUCCUGCAAAACUAUGUUUUGAGUUUUAAAAUUUAAACUAGCUUUAAAAUUUAAACUAGCUGUGCAAUCAAAUGACAAGCAGCAUUCAUUCAUUCCACAUAUUGCUAACA